AUGGCAGAGAUAUGGAAUCCAAAUGAAACAGAGCACUAUUUACAAGAAGAGGGCAGAAGCACUGAUAGAAAACAUGAGGGGCAUGAUGUUUCUUACAGUUUGUUGCCUGGAUAUUGUGAAAUUGUGAAAGAAACAAACCCUGAGUCUAUUGUAAUUUGUGCCUGGACACCCCCAGAUCAUCCAGAAAGACCAUUGUCUUUCUCUUCUAUAUUCAUUGCUCUUAAAGGACCUAUGGAGGGGUUACUUGCUGAAUGCAGAAGUUUGAUUGGUGUGGAUGAUGCACACCUUAAGGGUAAUUAUGGGGGCAUUCUUUUGUCUGCAAUAGCCCUUGAUGGCAAUAAUGAAAUAUUCCCCUUUGCUUGGGCUAUUGUACCUGGUGAGGAUGGUGAAAGUUGGGCAUUCUUUGUCUGGCAUUUAAAAAAUGCAUUGAAGGACAGUGGUAGAGGUGACAGCUGGUGUAUUAUAUCUGAUAGGCAAAAGGGCAUUGACAUGGCAUUGACUGAGCAUUGGCCAAAAGUUGGGAGAAGGUAUUGCCGUAAACACCUAAGUAAAAAUUGGAAGAGGGUUUUUGGAGGUCCUCUACUGUUCAGUUUAUUUUGGAAGGCUUGUGGAGCCACAUCUAAGUUCACUUUUAAGAAGGCAAUGGAAGCUUUAGACAAAGUAAAUCCUAACACAAGAAUAUGGCUUUCGAAGUUAGGAGAGCAAAGUAGGUGGACAAAGUGGCAAUUCAACCCUGAUAUUAAAAGUGAUGUUAAUAAGACAAACUUCGUGGAAAGCUUUAAUGCUACACUUGGCAUAGAUAGAUGCAGGCCUGUGUUGACACUUCUAGAAGGUAUAAGAAGAGUAACAAUGGUGAGGCUAGCAUCCAGAAGGCAGAUUUGUGAGGGCUGGGAAAACACUGACAUAUGUCCCAAUAUUGUCAAGAGAGUACAAACCCUAUGCCAAGAUUCAAGGACUUGCAAAGCUUAUUUCUCUGGUCAAGGAGAGUUUGAAGUACAUGAUGGGAGGUCAGUUCUGCCAGUGAGCUUGAUUAACAGAACUUAUGCUUGUAAUUUGUGGCAAAUAGGUGGAAUACCAUGUAAACAUGGUAUGAGGGCCAUUUUACAUGCCAAAGAGGAUCCUCACAAGUAUUGGCCAGAGCCUGAGACUAUGCUACCUGAGAUUGCACCCCCAGUGAUGAAAAGAGGGGCAGGAAGACCAUGCAGAAAUAGGAGAAGGAAGGAGGAUGAGCAGCAAAAGGGGAAGAGGUCCAAGACCAUUAGGUGUGGCAACCGUAAAGAGUUUGGGCAUAACUCUCUAGCUUGUAAGGGGGGUGCAACAGCAAAACAGAAGAAGCAACAAGACAAGAGAGCAACUACAUCUUCACAACCAAUGCAGCCGGUCCAACCAAGAAGAAGUGCAAGACUGACCAUGUCACAACCUGUUUAG
This is a messenger RNA of Beta vulgaris subsp. vulgaris (sugar beet), 1428 nucleotides long. RefSeq lists its product as uncharacterized. The transcript is spliced from 4 exons. The record is from RefSeq and is a predicted model, not a curated record. NCBI's taxonomy places the organism in Eukaryota, Viridiplantae, Streptophyta, Magnoliopsida, Caryophyllales, Amaranthaceae. Bases 1 to 1428 code for a protein of 475 amino acids. Gene Ontology annotation, molecular function: zinc ion binding.